Messenger RNA from Metarhizium album ARSEF 1941, 1266 nucleotides. RefSeq names its product DUF124 domain-containing protein. The transcript has 6 exons. NCBI's taxonomy places the organism in Eukaryota, Fungi, Ascomycota, Sordariomycetes, Hypocreales, Clavicipitaceae. The record is from RefSeq and is a predicted model, not a curated record. Bases 1 to 1266 code for a protein of 421 amino acids.
AUGGCUACGCAGCAGCAUCAGUACUAUCCUCCUCCCCCGGGCUCGGCACCCCAAGGUCCGCCGACCUCGCCUCCUCCCAGCCGGACACAAUUCUACCCUCCGCCGCCCCAGGGCUCACCCGCCCAACUUGUCAACCAUCCUCAGGCUUCUCCGGGACAGCAUAUAAACUAUCCGCCGCCACCUCAGCACACCCCUUCUCCCCCGUCAUCUCAGCACCGCAACACACAACACUACCCACCGCCGCCUCAGCAGAGUCCGUCUUCUCGUAUACAUCAGCAGCAACAUGCCGCUGCGCAGCAGUACCCCCCUCCGCCAGCUUCUCCGCCUGCGCCUCAAUUGCUCCAGCAGGCUUCGUUGGCCGUGAGACCAACUUCGACAAGUGGCCAUCCCGGGCAGCAAGACCCGCCUUCAUUUGACCCCCCACCGCCGUUUCCCGGGAGCAGCAGCGCCCCCUUUCCGCCGGAGAAGCCUGAACAAGAGCAACAGCAACAGCAACAGCAACAAGAGGCAGUAGACACGAGUGAUCCUUCCAACCUUUGGGCCGGAGCACCGCCAGCCGGCCACUUUGUCGGCGCAAGUGCCGCGGUUGAUGAUGUGGGAACUUUCAACGGCGGGAGCUACCGCAUUAGCCAUCGUGAUUCCAACACAAUCUUGACCAUUCAAUUGGCGAUAGGGUGUCCUUUGCAAGCCAAGCCCGGUGCCAUGAUUGCCAUGUCCCCAACCAUCACGCUCAAAGGAGAACUGAGGUUCAGCGUGAAAAAGAUGAUUGCGGGCGCCGACAUGACGACGUCCAGAUAUGUUGGUCCUGGCGAACUUCUUCUUGCUCCCCCUAUGCUAGGAGACAUCACCAGUAUUCGCCUGACCGGCCAGGAGAGCUGGGUCGUCGGGCACGACGCCUUUCUCGCGGCCACGCAGGGAAUCGUCAAGGACCACAAACGGCAGGGCCUCGGUAAGGCAAUUUUUAGCGGAGAAGGCCUGUUUGUGUAUCGGAUGAGCGGUACCGGCAUCCUUUGGCUCACAAGCUUCGGGGCCAUUAUUCGCAAAGAUCUUGUGGAUGGUGAGAAGUACAUUGUCGAUAACGGCCAUUUGGUGGCAUGGAAUACCAAGUAUGUCCUAGAGCGGGUGGCUUCUGGUGGUAUAAUUUCGAACAUGGCCUCUGCGGAGGGCCUGGUGUGCAAGUUUACCGGGCCCGGGACCGUCUUCAUCCAAACGCGCAACCCGAAAGCAUUCACGGCGUACAUGGGUGGCCAAGCCGUUCAAGGUUGA